AUGGCUGCAGCCAAGACGGAGAUGAUCCUCCCAGCCCUGCAGAUCUCCGAGCCCCUCAGCUUCCCUCACUCUCCCAUGGAUAACUACCCAAAGCUGGAAGAAGUGAUGAUGCUCACCUCUGCGGGGACGCCGUUUCUCACCGCCUCCGCACCCGAGGGUGCAGGCUUUGGCUCCGGAGAGCCUGGCGAGCACUAUGACCACCUCACCGGAGACACAUUACCUGAUCUCCCCUUCAACUGUGACAAAUCAGAGCAGACAUACUCUACUCAGAGGCUGCCGCCCAUCUCCUACACGGGCCGCUUCACGCUGGAGCCCGCCACCUCCUGCAGUAACAGCUUGUGGGCCGAGCCGAUCCUGGGCCUGUUCACUGGCCUCAUGAGCAGCGUUCAGUCCAGCUCCAAUUCUUCCUCCAGCAGCUCUCUAACACCUUCCUCGUCCUCCUCAGUCUCUGCUUCGGUCUCCUCCUCCACCACUACUGCCACCUCCCCCUCAUCCUCCGCUGCCAGCCUCAGCGCUGCAAUCCACCACAGCGAGUCCAACCUCAUCUACACUGCAGCCCCUGCCUACUCCAGCCCCAACUCAGACAUCUUUCCUGACCAGGGCUUCAGCUCAGGGGGAACAGUGCAGUACCCUCCCCCUGCCUAUCCCAACAGUAAGACCUGUCCUGGCAGCUUCCCAGUGCCCAUGAUUCCUGACUACCUGUUCCCUCAGCAGCAGGGUGAGAUCAGUCUGGUGCCCCCAGACCAGAAACCAUUCCAGAGCCAGCCCAGCCAGCCCUCGCUAACUCCCCUGUCCACCAUCAAAGCCUUUGCCACACAGACUGGUUCCCAGGACUUAAAGAGUGUAUACCCAUCCCAGCUCAUUAAGCCCAGUCGCAUGCGAAAGUACCCCACACGGCCCAGCAAGACCCCUCCACACGAGCGGCCGUACGCCUGUCCUGUGGAAACAUGCGAUCGCCGCUUCUCGCGCUCAGAUGAACUGACACGACACAUCCGCAUUCACACCGGACAGAAGCCCUUCCAGUGCCGCAUCUGCAUGCGCAACUUCAGCCGUAGUGACCACCUGACCACACACAUACGCACGCACACCGGGGAGAAGCCUUUUGCCUGUGAGAUCUGUGGCCGGAAGUUUGCUCGCAGUGACGAAAGAAAAAGGCACACUAAGAUUCACCUGCGGCAGAAGGACAAGAAGACAGAGAAGGCAGGAGCUGUGGGAGCAGCAGCACCUGUGUCAGCAGCUUCCCCAGCUUCCAGCUACCCCUCCCCAAUCACCUCAUACCCCUCGCCAGUGUCCUCAUACCCCUCCCCUGUCACCUCCUGCUACUCCUCUCCUGUGCACUCGUACCCCUCUCCAUCAAUAGCCACCACGUACCCCACAGUCUCCAUGUCCAAUACAUUUCAAUCGCAGGUGGCGUCGUCUUUUCCCUCAUCAAUAGCUUCUAACAUCUACAGUUCCCCUGUGACUACCCCUCUGUCAGACAUGCAGACCACACUCUCCCCUCGGACAAUUGAAAUAUGCUAA
Messenger RNA from Knipowitschia caucasica, 1521 nucleotides. The record is from the annotation of a GenBank genome assembly. Lineage: Eukaryota; Metazoa; Chordata; Actinopteri; Gobiiformes; Gobiidae.